AUGGAGGUCAAUGGGCAAUCAGAACCCGCUCCGGACAAGGACGCACCAAGAGGAGCCUGGAUACGAUACCGAGUAGAGCAUCGCAACCGCGACACUAAUGAGCUCAUCAGCCACCGCGACACCAAAGGACCUGGCUUCGACGACGACGACAAGGACAGUCUCGACGGCCCGGCUUUCGCUCUGGUCACGACAUUCAAGACGGCUCCACCACCACUGGAUUCGACGACUGCGCAACCCUUGACGACCACCAGCGUCGCAACUGCGUCUCCUCCAUCCUAUGCCCUGCAUCUCUACUCAAAAGCCAUUGUGAAUGCACUCCAGUCUGUGGUUCAGUACUAUCCGUCCCAGGACCUCACCGGCGAUGUUGUCAUCAAUUGGCCGUACCCAAUACUGAUCCAUCAUUACCAAGAGCUUGCGGAUUUUCGGGAGAGAGUCGCUCAGAAAGACGGCACGGACCUGUGCGUUCGAGAAAGAGGGGCACAUGAGCAGGUCGGGCUGCUGCUGAAGUUCCUCGAUGAUAGUGUGAUGCCAGACGUGCUGGCAGAGACGGACAGGAACAAGAAAGGGUUCUACACCUUUGAGCACGCUUGGGUCGCCUUGAAACCUGGAAUAACCCUCCUUGAUCAGUGGCGGGAUAGCACAGACAAGCUUCCCCGCGUUAUUCAUUCCGUGGAGGGGGGCGUAUUCCAGAAUCCCCGGAUUUCCUGGACGGUCCACUACUGGGAUAUGCGAUACGACGGUCGAUAUCUAGGGCGGUAUUUAACGCAGGUUGGCAUUGAGAAGUUCGACGGGCAGAACAAGUGGAAGCACAUUGAAGUCGGGAAGCUCUCGGAGGGGACCAAUCUUUCUGAAGAUGUCGCCAAUCAGCUGAGGUAUGGCGAGAUCUACUGGAACCUCCUUCGAAAACAGUGCAGGCAGUACAAGGGGAAAACUCAAAAGUUUCCUUAUAAUGAGGUCGAUGGGCUUGUGAUGACCGAUCUGAAGAGCUUCUAUGCUGACGGGGGAUACAAACCGAACUUGAUGGAGACGGCGGAUUGUCGAAACUGGACCUCGGACUGCAAAUGCCCUGCGUGCAAGAGCAAGACGACCGACAAGGACAAGAAGAUGGUCUCCCUGUUCGAAGACUACAACUACAUCGGUCUUGAAACAACAGACACAUUGACGCCUCAUCAGUACUUCCUGUGUCACUUUGAGAUGGAGUCUUUCGUGUUCAGAACUCGGACAUGGGAAAACCUACAUGUGCGACACUUUUUCGAGCCCAAAUUCGACGAGGAUCUGAUCAACCACCUGGUAAUGGAAUCCAAGCGGAAGCGGACCCUGAAAUCGCUAGCAAAAAGCUUCGCACGCGUAGACAAGCACGGAGACCCCCUAACCAGAGACCCAUGGACUGCCGACUUCGUCAAGGGGAAAGGCCACGGCCUCAUCUUCCUGUUGCAUGGUCGUCCAGGAGUCGGAAAGACAUGUACAGCCGAGUGUAUCGCAGCGUUCACCAAACGACCGUUGAUGGUCCUCACAUCUAGCGAUAUUGGCACCGAGUCAGCGACCGUGGAAACCAACCUGACCAAGAACUUCAAGACGGCAAAGAGCUGGGGCGCGGUCCUUUUGAUUGACGAGGCCGACGUGUUCAUGGAACGCCGAUCAACGGCUGAUCUGGUGCGGAAUAGUCUGGUCGCUGGGCUGCGAUUGACUUCUCAUUCAGGCUUCUUGAGAGCUCUCGAAUUCUACGACGGAAUCCUCUUCCUCACGACAAACAGGGUCGGUUCAUUUGACGACGCUUUCAUCUCUCGAGUGCACUUGCAGCUAUACUACCCCGACUUCGACGACGACCAGAGGCGCCAAGUCUGGCAGACGUUCAUGGACAAGCUGGUGAAGGAACGAGGAGACUACAUGCGCCUCAACGUCGACGCGAAGGAUUACAUCCGCGGGUCGGAGAUGAAGGCGUUGAAAUGGAACGGCCGAGAGAUCCGGAAUGCUUUCCAGACAGCCGUGUCGCUUGCCGAGUACGAUGCUGAGAAGGGGGAGGAUGGGAAGGUCAUGGUGACGGACGAGCACCUGCGGGCUGUCGUUGAGCUCUCGAGAGACUUCAAGGACUAUCUGAACGAGCUCCACAAGGGCGACGAGGCUAAGCGGGCAGAGCGGAAGUAUGAGCGCUUGGAUUCGUAUGAUACCAGGUGA
Molecule: messenger RNA, 2175 nt
Organism: Anthostomella pinea
Lineage: Eukaryota; Fungi; Ascomycota; Sordariomycetes; Xylariales; Xylariaceae
Source: the annotation of a GenBank genome assembly